Molecule: messenger RNA, 6024 nt
Organism: Cavia porcellus (domestic guinea pig)
Lineage: Eukaryota; Metazoa; Chordata; Mammalia; Rodentia; Caviidae
Gene: Bcas4
Product: breast carcinoma amplified sequence 4
Exons: 5
Coding region: 140-691 (183 amino acids)
Cellular component (GO): BLOC-1 complex
Source: RefSeq, a predicted model, not a curated record
GGCCGCUGGGUGCGCACCUGCCCCGCCUCCGCCAGGCGGGCCUCCGGGCGUGCAGCGGACCGGGGGCGGGGCUCCGAGGCCAGAUCGCGGAGGCCGGCCCUAGGGCAGCCUCGACCUGUCAGAGCCCGCCAUCCUCGCGAUGCUGCUCGUGGAGGACGACCGGCCUGAUCCCGUGCUCAGCGGGCUGCACGAGCUCGCGCUCUUGCUGACCCCCGAGCCCGGGGCCGAGGCAAGGGAGGUGGAGGCAGCCAUCGAGGGGAUGCUCCUCCUGCUGGAAGAGUUUUGCAGCCUGAUGGACACGAUCAGGAGCGACACUUCACAGAUCUUGGAGGAGAACAUUCCGCUCCUUAAGGCCAGAGUGACAGAAAUGCGAGGCAUCUAUGCCAAAGUGGACCGGCUCGAGGCCUUCGUCAGGAUGGUUGGGCACCACGCUACCUUCCUGGAAGCCCACGUGCGGCAGGCCGAACACAACUGUGGUGCCUUCCCACAGACCCUGCGCAGGUGGCUGGGUUCAGUGUGGCCCUCGUCCUUCAGAAAGAAACCAUCUGCAGCAGUGCCUGCGGCGGUUGAGCUGCCCACACUGUUCCGGAUGGAGGACUACUUCCCUGCAGACACCCCAGAGGUGCAGCGUCGUGGCCCCGACUGCCUCAGCCCCUGUGAGCUUUGCCAUCCUGCUGGGAUGUGGGACUGAAGCCCCGUACACAGAGUUGCUUCCCCUUUGUCAGUGGUUUGGUUUUUUUGCAUUUCCUCCCCAUGGAGUCCAGAGUACCUAUGGGGACCCCCAUGUGCCCGUGCUUGGUGAGCCUGGUAGCGCCUGCCCCAUCUGUCAGCCUGCUGUGCUGGGGCCAAGGUGCUUGGGUGGCUGGGCCGGAUGAAGGCUGUGGGGCUGAUGCAGCUGCCCUGCCACCAGGCCCAGGGCUGCUGGCCUCUGUCCAUCCAUUGCCUGUACAUCCUGGGCCCUGGCCCCGUGGGUUGUCCCAGUAAAUGUGUCACAACUUACUGGUGGUCUGGGCAUGAGAACAAGGGGAUGACAACUUCUUCCUUGCUGUGUAUGGUCUCUCAAAGGUCCUCUAUGCCCCAUGGUGCCCUGCUCACGGCAGGCUAUGCCUUCCGUCCCCAGGGCUGUGGGGGAGCAGGGCCUGGAGGACUGUGGUCUCCAACGUGCAUUCACUUCUGUCAUCUGCUUGUGAGCUUCCUGCAGUUGUCUCAACCCUGUAGAGUGCUCACUGUAGCUUUGAGCUGGAGUGUAGAUUUCUGGGGCUCCUUGCAGGGCCACGAAAAAAAAAAAAAAAGCAGUUCCACACGUACAGCUAGAGGGUUACAAUUUCCAGGAAGGGUAAAUUAAUGAAUCUGUCAAGAUAGAGGUGGGAAAGCAAGGAGUAAGUUGGGUUGUGCCAAUUUUGGAAACACUUUGGGAAUUAAAAGAUGCAGAUGGGGCUAAAGAUACAGCUCAGUUAAAAAGCAUUUUCUCAGCAUGCGGGAGACCCUGAAUUCAAUCUCCAGGGCAACAAAACCAAACAAACAAAAAAGCAAUAAAGAUACUCAGGAAGCUGAAGCAGGAGAACGGCAAGAUUCUAAAUUUGGGACCAGCCCCAACAGUUUACUUGUACAUUUAAUUUACUACUACAUUUAGAAUUCUGGGUCUGUGCACUCAAAAUUAUAAAACAGCCAAAAAACCCCAGCUGGGAUGUAGCCCAGCGUGAAGGCUCUAGGUUCAAUCCCCAGUAUGGCAAAAGGGGCACCUCAUUAGAUUUUUCACAAGGAGAACCUAGCCACAGUGUCAGCACCGGAAGCCCCCCUCGAGCCCCCUUUCUGUCUGUACCCACCCCCAAACCCAGACAUCUGAGAGGCGGGGCUGGCUCUGUGGUCCCAGGGGCAGAGGGUGUGGAAUGCGUGGUACACUGCAUGUGUCCCUCUGUGUCCAGCUCAGGGCUGCAUGUCGCCCCUGCGGGCUGUGGGUUGCAUCCCUGUUGCUGUGUAGCUGUGUGUCGUUAAUUCUCAUGGCUGCUUUGUAUUGAUUGGGGCUGCUUUUAACGACGGGAGCCUCCACACUCACCAUGCUGUCUGUUCACAGAGAGCACAGAGCAAAAAUUCAUUUUUACACAAGCAGUUGAGGACACCAGUUUUCAGAAGGCCCCGUAUCUGUUGAUUACAGGAGAAUUACAGUCUUCUUCCCCCUUCCCAGACUGAACCAGGGGCCAGGGAGAGGAGGAAGGUAGUAUCACAUGACUAAGCCACAGUAACAAAAGAGUCCUGUGUUAGAGACCUUCGGGGCUGUGGGUGAAAGUGACUUGCCCAGGGGGCAGCUUCAUCUGCAGAGCUCAGCUCUGAGACCCUGACUUCAUUGCUUACCCUCUCUGAAUCCAGACUCUUCCUCAGUAAGAUCCAUGAGUGACACAGGCUGUUGUGACAUGAGGUGAGCCAUGUGCUUGGCCCACGCUCUAACCCCAGACACUUGGGUAAUGGUGUCUGCACUGUGGUCACCACGUUUGACAGGGAAGGGGACUGUACUGUUUCUCACUUGACCUCAUGCUUUCAGGCAGAGGUCUGUCUUAUCACCUGCAAGUGAGAGGCAUCCCUGACUACCUACUCUGGCAGCUGCCUGUCCUGGGCUUGGGGUGACCUCAGCCCAGGAAAGGGUGGCUUGCUUCUGUGGCUGUUGCUGGACAGAGCAGCAUGGGAAGGGCUCUGAAAAUUUCCACAAGAGCCACUUGCCUGGGACAUGGGCUUCAUGCCCAUGGACGCCAGAGGUUUCUGCACAGCCACCCAGGAGACAGUAUCUGGUCACAGAAAUGUGAGGUUCACACUAAACAGUUUUUAAAUGCUUUGUGGGCUGGGGAUUUAGCUCACUGGUAUAAGUGCCUGUCUGGCAAGCCCAGGUCGUGAGUUUGAUCCCUGGAGUGUUUUUGCAUUGAGACAAAUGUCCAACUAUCUGGAAUAGAUAAAUCAGUGGUCACAGAUCUUUUAGAGACCAACUGUCCAAACUGUGACCCAAAACCCAAUUAUCACAAAGGGCCAAUGCUGCAAUUAAAUCUGGAUAUGGAGGUUUUUAGUUUAGAAACAAACUCACACAUUAAUGUCUUUUUUUUUUCCCUUUUUGAGACAAGGUCUCACUAUGCAGCGCAGGCUAGCCUUGAACUCACAGUGAUUCUCCUGCCUCAGCCUCCCAAGUACUGGGAUUACAGGUGUGUGCCACCAUGCCCAACCACAUUAACAUCUUUGGUUUUAAAAACAACAAUAACAGAGCUUUCAGUGAUACAAACAGCUCUUUAUUGGAAGGCAGAAGUUCAUAUUUGGCAUUCUUUUGACAGUUACUGUGGUCUCUGCUGUUGUUUGCAUACUGAUAAUUUGUCAAACCUUGGUUUAUACUUGGUUUGUUUGAAAGCGACCCAUGCUGCACUCGGGUCAUCCAUUAGUCUGUUUUUAUACCAGAUUUAAUGUAAUUCAGAGCUGAAAACAGCUGCUCACAUGCAUAAGGGAAUCCAAACAAAAUAAGAAGAGCAAUCCCAAGUGCAUUCAUUGACUUUUGGUAGAGAAUCCUACACUUCGAGGGUUUCAUUUUCAGGACCACCAACUCUGCCACCCUUUGUCAUCCUUUUGCACGCUCCUUCUCUCUGUUGCCCGCAGGUCACAAGAUUUAUUUUUCCAGAUGGAGCUUUUUGAAAUUCCAAUAGCUCCAUUUCCAGAUUUCCAAACUCUAACCAGUGUAAGCAGGGAAGAUCAAGUUCUUCAAAUGUGGCUCUAUCUGGAGAAGAAAACACAGGGUUGUCUCCAUCUUACAGAACUGUAAAAAUCUGUUACUAAAAUUUUCCUUCACAGCUGCUACAAUGCUAGAAAACUCCUUACAGAUUUCCUGAUAGUUUAUCGGAUUGUCAUGAAACGUAGAAUUUUCUAAAUGCAUUUUUAGAUUUGGAAAAUAUUCCAGCUGCCCACUUUCAAGGUCUCUUUCAAAAACCUGCAGUUUUCUCUCAAAUGUUUUGAUAUCACAAAACAUCCAAUCUGCGGUUUUCCCCACACCUUGUAUUUUUUUUUGUUGUUGUUCAGUACAUUGAAAUGUGGUGUAAAAUCUGUAAACAGAAGGUUGUUAAGCCAGGCCAUACCAGUGGGCUGUGGUGUUCCUGCCCCUUUUCAUUCAUAAACAGCCUGAUUUCCUCUGGGCAGGCUACAGAUCUCUCUAGGACUUAACCUCUGCUCAGUCACUGGACAUUAAGAUACUAAGUAAAGCAUUAUAUUGGGCCUGAACCUCAUCAGGAAGUGCUUGAAACUGUUGAAAAUUAAGAGCAUAAGCCAUGAUGUAAUUCUCCAUUUUUGCGACAUCUUUGAGGAUAUUGUCUAGUUUUGGCUGCUUUCCCUAGAACAAAGAGCUUUACUUUUUUUUUUUUUUUUUUUUUUGUCUUUUUGAGACAGGGUCUCGCUAUGCAGUUCAGGCUGGCCCUGAGCUUACUUUGUAGCCCAGGUUGGCCUCGAACUUGCAAUGAUUCUCCUGCCUCAGCUCCCCAGUGCUGGGAUUACAGGGAUGCACCACCCCAUCCUCUCAAAUUGCUUCUUGAUGUAUAGUACAAUAAAGCUGAAUGACUGGAUAUUUUGCUGCUUUAAAAAAAGAACUGUAUGAAACCAGGUGUUGCCCCCACCAUGGAAAGUACCCUCCGUCACUAGUAAUUGAAACUAUUUUUUCUGGUCUUAUGUCUUGUGGAAAAAAAAAAACAUCACAGCAUUGUAGAUAUCUACCCAUUGUGUUCUUCCAGGCAGAGACACCUGUUUCAUCAGCUCUUCUCAUGAUGUCAGCAGCAGCAUACCAUAAAAGUACAGAGUCCUGCAUGAGUGUAUCAGUGCUUUUAUACGAGCACCGGAGUAACAGGCUGCCUGCUGUAAGUCAGCAGUGGGCUGCUAACAUCACUUGUCACGUGCAGGACUCGAUCUUUUUUUUUUUUUUUUUUUGUCAUUUUCCUUUUCAUCGGUACCAGGGCUCGAACUCACGACUGCCUGCUUGCAAGGCAGGCGCUUAUGCCACUGAGCUAAAUCCCCAGCCCCACAGGACUUGAUCUUUAACAGGAUUUCUGCCAAGUGGCAUCUCAGAGAUUCGUUGCCUAACUGUAUCCCAGUUUGGGAAAAUGUGAAAAAGAGAAUCACUCCCAGACAACAUGGCCAUUUUGAUAAAAUCCCGUCAGAGGGAUAUGCCAUGCUUUGCUAUGCACAGUACAGUUUGAAAGCUGGCAGCUGUCAGAUGAUUUGUUUUAGAAAGAUAGGGGCAAAAGCUAGGGUACUGGGCAUGGAUUUCCUCAAUUUCCUUCUGAAAAACUCAGUUUCAUUGAGUUUGGCAACAAUCUUGUGGUUGGUGUGAAAGUGCCAUCUGACACCUGGUGUGUGACACACACCACUUUCACUACACAGCACAUGUAAUGCUGUCCCAUGGCGUUCAGCCACUCAAAUGGCUGUCCAGGCCCCUGGGAUGGUCUUCCACUAUCUCUUUUCUGGUUCACUUUUUUUCCCUGUGAUCAUUUUUUGGUGCUCCAGACUUGAGUCUACAAAGUUUAAAAAAAAAAAAAUGGAGCAUCUAAUACAAAUCCCAGUAUCAAAAAUAUCUGACACCAUGAAUUAACAUUAAAUAAUUGGAUAUUCCCUAAGUCAACAGUCUACAGCAGUGACUGUCAGCUAGGUUCUUGUUGAAUUUUUCGACCACCAGUGCAAGGGGGCAAGGUUCCACUGACCACCAGCCUUUGGGUGCUCUACAAAAGGCAACUGAGUGCAUUUCUUGCCUGGUGAGGGCUUCUGCUAAAAUCACAGCCAGUCCAAACAAAUAUAUAUAAUCUAUCCUUGCUCACUUCCAUAAAUUCUUCACAAAUAAUCAGAUAUGCUACAGAUUCAUAUAUGCAGAGGGCAGCACAUGAAAAGAACCUCAGUCUCUCAAUUAGAACAUCUCUAUGCUAAAGCUUUGGUGUUAAAUUUCAGUUUUUUCAUAAGAAAACAGAAUGCUAAAAUCAUGUUAAUAAAAACAAACCUAUUAAAACAGCCAGUCCAAGCACA